AUGUCUUCUCUUGUGGAGGAUCGUCGCAGGUCUAGAAAAUCCGCUCCAGUCAAGAAUGCCGUUUUUUUAGGGGCUAUCAAUAAAGGGCGUUCGCGUAUCAGUCCGUUAGUGACUCAAAGUCCUGUAGAUAAAUUAAGUCAUAAUGACCGGGAAAAUGGUCGAAAGUUGGAAAUUUCGUCUCAAACAGUAAGAAAUAGCAGGUCAUCUACUCAGAAAGUCAGCCCAUCGACCCCUUUCCGCAUGUCUACGCCUGUUAGGAACUGUGAGACAACUCCUAGAUACAGAACCCGGCACCGAUCUAAAGAGGAAUGCAAUGACCACAACAGAUCACGAAGCAUUUUGUCCUCGAUUGGAAGUCGCAGAAAAUUCCAUCCAAACUACGACCCACUUAUUGAAAUCAGGCGCGCUCAGGAACGCCUCGACCGCUAUCGCACUCAAGGAGACUGGAAAGUCGAUAUGCUGUUGUCCGACGAUGCGGACGAAGAUCUGAGUCGAUAUGAAGAAAAACUGAAACGAAGAUUAACAGAAAAAGGGGAAACACAGCAACCUAUUGAACUUGAAAGGAGGCAAAUGGAAUUGUUGAGGAGGCAGAAGGACAUUGAUAUGGGAAAAGUGACAGAACGCUACGCUGAAUAUGUGUUGAGUAUCCCAAAACCUGAGCGCCAGAAGUAUCAUCCUCGUACUCCCAACAAGUUCCGUAAAGUUUCUCGCCGUGCAUGGGAUGGGAUGAUUCGGAAGUGGCGCAAACAUUUACAUAAUUUCGAUAAUCUUAACUUUGAAGAUACUUGGCGUUCCUUAUCAACUGAUCUCUCGAGUAAUUUUUCUGGUUCAUCAUGGGUUUUGGAAAGUGGUGCAUCUAGUGACACUGAAAAUAUAAACCCAGAGGAAUAUCAUAUUGCUUUAGUAAACCAUAGCCAACCUCUGUCUCGUACAUUUCUAAGUCCAAAGGAUCUUACAGCGUCACCAACUAUUAACGUUUCAUACAGCCGUCAUCAGUAUCGUAAGUACGAUGAAGAUGAAGAUACAUUACAAUCGAAUCCAAGACACUGUAAAGAAGAGGAACGUUUUCCAACUAUCGCACCUAAAGAGGAAGAGGAGGACACUUUGACUGGUUCGUCUAGCAUUCAUGAAAACCGAAGAAUAACGCGAAAUUCUAAAAUGCUUUCUGGGCCUUCUGCCGAUGUGUUACACAGUGGACUUACAAACGAUAUGCAAUCACUUGCUGCAGUUGCUCAAAAAAGGUCUUCAGUACAUCUCGAUCAAAGCAUUGUUGGUAAACGCCCAGUAGAUAUUCAAAGUUUCACUGACUUUCCUCAUUUGAAUUCGUCUGAUGGUGUUUUUUCUCCAAAUAAACGAAUUAAGCGUGGUGGUGUAAAACAUGAAGGAUGA
Molecule: messenger RNA, 1389 nt
Organism: Schistosoma curassoni
Lineage: Eukaryota; Metazoa; Platyhelminthes; Trematoda; Strigeidida; Schistosomatidae
Source: the annotation of a GenBank genome assembly